GAUGGUAGUUAGUCGCAGAUUGUGCCGAGACGUGUCUCCUGUCUCGCUGUACGUUUUCUUUUUGUCUUUAGGUGGCUGUAAUUCUACGGCGCCAUGGGCGACGCUCAGGCAGUAGCUCCUCUCGAGGCGGUAUCCCACUCAAGCAUCGACUUCACUGUGGAUCUGUACAAGGUGCUGGCAAAUGAACCAGGGAAUCUGUUUUUCUCGCCCCUGAGCAUUCAAGUAGUUCUCGCUUUGGUGUACUUCGGAGCAAAGGGCGACACAGCAAAAGAGUUAGAGAGAGGUUUGCACCUUCCCAGCGACAAGCAGCUCACAGACAAUGGAAUCAAUGCCCUGAUGCAUCGGCUAAAUGGAUCUCAAAACGUGUUACUUGACAUAGCCAACAAAAUAUAUCUACGGAAUGGUUCCGAAAUCAAGAAGGAAUUGAGGCAAACUGCUGACAGGUUUCUUGCUGGAGUUGAGCAGAUAAACUUUGCUGAAUCAGAACAGUCCAGGAAAACAAUUAAUGAUUGGAUUGAAAGCAAAACUCAUGGAAAGAUAAAAGAUAUGAUUGGGAAAGGCACUUUGGAUGCUAGCACUCUCAUGGUGCUUGUCAACGCUAUUUACUUUAAGGGUGAAUGGCUUAAGAUAUUUUACGAGGACGAAACAAAGCCUACACCCUUCCAUUUACCGUCAGGAGCGACGGAAAAUGUUGAUAUGAUGUACGCCGAGGACCGUUUCUUGUAUGCUGAUGUAACUGAAUUAAAUUCGCAGGCUCUUAUGCUUCCUUACAAGGAUUGGAGACUGAAUAUGAUGAUACUCCUCCCAAAAGAAGUGAAUGGUUUGCAGGACCUCGAGAGAAAUCUUGACAAAUUUGAUCCCGUGCAAGUUGUGAAAGGAAUGACCAAAAGCAAAGUGUUUGUAUAUUUGCCGAGAUUCAAAAUGGAAUACUCCAAGUCUUUAAAAGACACUCUGAUAACUCUCGGGAUGGAGUCCAUGUUCAAUCCAGCCAAAGCGAACUUCUCUGGCAUUGUUGACGGGGACUAUGUAGUAAGCCAAGUCUUACACAAAGCGUUCAUAGAGGUCAACGAGAGGGGCACAGAAGCAGCAGCCGCAACAGUUCUCAUAGCACCUGGAUCGAGUGCUCCUCAACUUCCGCCACCAACACCCGUCAUCUUCAAGGCCGACCACCCCUUCAUGUUCUUCAUUGUGGACGACAUCACACGGACGAUCCUCUUCGCCGGACGUCUUGUGAAGCCUUCUGCGUAAUUAUUGUCGUUUUAGAAUACAUAUGUUUUAUAUCCCAGUGAUGCGAAGAAGCUUCUGUGGCAACAAUUUUUAUGAGAUUUCUGUUAUUCGUUCUGGUGACAUGUGGAAGCCCUUAAAUAAUUAAUAAAACUAUUCCAUAAA
Molecule: messenger RNA, 1389 nt
Organism: Schistocerca nitens (vagrant locust)
Lineage: Eukaryota; Metazoa; Arthropoda; Insecta; Orthoptera; Acrididae
Product: leukocyte elastase inhibitor-like
Exons: 8
Coding region: 94-1248 (384 amino acids)
Molecular function (GO): serine-type endopeptidase inhibitor activity
Source: RefSeq, a predicted model, not a curated record